AGUGAAUCCAUUUUCACAAUCCUAGCGAAUUUCAAGAGAAUGCGGGAAGAAGUCCACCCUGUCCUCUCCACAAGCAAAUAAAACCCCACGACCGAAUCUCUCUGCCACUUUAGUAACUUCCCGGAGAAGCCGAACCAAAAAAUGGAGUCGACAAUGGCCAGGCAUACUUGCCUGAAGCUUGAAAUCCCCGAACCAAUCUUCAUAAAAGGCACUUGGUUUCCCUAUCACUUCAAUCUCUCCAUCACCGACGGCCUUAAUUCCUGGUUCUGCAACGCAACGGAAGAGGAGGUGAGAGAUAGAGCAGCACAAUGGGACCAACCUGUGUCUACCUACAUUCAAUUGGCCGAGAAACAUUUAGGGUUUCAAAUUCCCGGUUCUGUUUACAAAUUUACUGAUGCUGGAGAGGGGAAUAAACGAUUGUCGUGGACUUUUGAGAAAGAAGGGACAAAGCUGGAAUGGCGAUGGAAAUGCCAGCCCUCGCCUGAUACUAAGAAGACUACUACUUUAAUCUUGGAUUUUCUUAUGGAUGCUAACAUCAGACUAAGUAUGGGAAAGAGUAAGGAAGUUAAAACAUCCUAUGAAACUGAGAAUAAUUUAGCCAUGGAUGUAUUGGAUCGAGGAAUUGAAACUGAAUGUAAAGCAGUUAAGGCUGUGUGGAGUAGAAGGAGUACACAUAUAUUUUGUGAUAUUUGUAUCCAAGCUGUUCAGAUGGGCUUGCGACCUGGGACUCAUUUCUCUAAACAUGGAUGGAGGUAUGUUAUUGGACAAUUUGAGAAACAGAGUGGACAAAGUUUUACCAAGAAGCAGUUGAAAAACAAGUGGGAUGGGAUAAAGAAGGACUGGAAGAUUUGGAAAUCUUUGCUAGGUCAAGAAAACGAACUUGGUUGGGAUCCCAAUAAACAAACAGUUGCUGCCUCUGAUGAUUGGUGGGAUGAAAAGAUCAAGGCAAUGCCAGCAGCUGAAAAAUUCCGAAAUUCGGGUAUUGAGCCUGAUCUUUGUUCCAAAUAUGAUUUCAUGUUCACUGGAUCAAGUGCUUGGCCCACCUCUUCAGCUGUUUUUAUAGACGAGGAGGAAAAUGAUGGCAAUCUCAUGCAACCUGAUGUUAAUAUUGAACCAGCUGUGCAUGUGGAAGGGAGUGGUGAUUUAGGGGAUGAGCCUACUUUUGUGGAGAGUUUGGACGAGAUGUUGAAUGCUGCAUGUGUAGACCGGGAUUCCCUCCAGAUUGAGGAGCAGGGAAAUGACAAGAAACAAAAGAGAGUUGAUGAAUCUGGCACACAAUCAGUCAAGAAAGGAAGGAAUCAAUCAGGAGGCACAGUGAAGUUAUCCCGCAAACUUGACAGGUUGAUGGCCACUGUUGAGAGUGGGGGUAGUGUCACUUCGAGGAGGAGAGAUGCUCAAGGAUGUAGCAUUAUAGAGGUCAUGGAUGAAUUGCAUUCUAUGCCAGACAUUGUGAAAGGCAGCGGCCUUCAUGUAUUUGCUUCAGAGUUUUUCCUAUUAAGGACUAGAAGAGAGAUGUGGUUUGCAAUGAGAGAACCAAAAGCCAAAAUAAAUUGGCUAAAGACUAUGUAUGAUAAAUCUGUAGCAAAUCAGUAGGUUGGCUCAAGGUUUUCUUGCCUUUUCAUGUUUAUUUCUGGCGUUGCCAGUGGUUUGAGUUGCUUUGCAGGUUCUACAUUUUUUUCUGGUAUUAUGAACAGUUCCAUCAUGUUUGCUUGUAUUGACCAGGGCUGUCUGUUUGUGAUAAUUAGGCGUGUUUGUAGACAGUGUUAUUUAUGAUGUUUAUUUUGACAAAAUAUCCA
Messenger RNA from Populus euphratica (Euphrates poplar), 1796 nucleotides. RefSeq lists its product as uncharacterized. The transcript is spliced from 5 exons. The coding region runs from base 142 to 1593 and encodes 483 amino acids. Gene Ontology annotation, biological process: DNA recombination; double-strand break repair via nonhomologous end joining; response to X-ray. Gene Ontology annotation, molecular function: DNA binding. NCBI's taxonomy places the organism in Eukaryota, Viridiplantae, Streptophyta, Magnoliopsida, Malpighiales, Salicaceae. Gene Ontology annotation, cellular component: nucleus; DNA-dependent protein kinase-DNA ligase 4 complex; DNA ligase IV complex. The record is from RefSeq and is a predicted model, not a curated record.